This is a messenger RNA of Cordyceps militaris CM01, 1257 nucleotides long. RefSeq lists its product as uncharacterized. The record is from RefSeq and is a predicted model, not a curated record. The transcript has 3 exons. NCBI's taxonomy places the organism in Eukaryota, Fungi, Ascomycota, Sordariomycetes, Hypocreales, Cordycipitaceae. Bases 1 to 1257 code for a protein of 418 amino acids.
AUGCCACGGCGCAAGUCGGCCGUGCAUGGCCGCGCCGCCCGCGCAGACGUCCCCCAACCGCGCAGCCAAGACUGCUGCCUGCCCUUUGCGGCGCCCCCUCCCGGCAGCCCGCCCCGGACACCCGUGCCGCGCUACCUGUUCCGGGUGUGCUCGCCGCGCUCCGCGGCCGGAGGGUGCACGACGCCGCCCCAGUGGGCGGUGAGCCUGAGCGCGGCCUCGGGCCACGCGCUGUCCCGGACCGACCUCUUCCGGCUCGACGACGCGAAUGUCGCGGCCGACAUGGUCUUGCGGCACCUCUGCUGGCAGUCUUCUUCACCAGCGCCUCCGCCGCCGCCAGCCGCGGUGGUGGCGGCCGACAACCUCCUGUCGUGGACGAGCUCGCUGCUCGCCGCCCUCGUCUACCUCUUCUACCGACGCGCCGCCGACGAGCUCGGCGAGGUCUGGCUGUGCGUCGUCGACACGACGCGGUUCGCGACCGGCACGUUUAUCCGCGACGCGGACCUUGUCGGCGCGUUUUGCGACGACCGCCGUCUGGGCGGCGGCGGCUGGUCCCGCGGCGAGUACCUCACGCAGGGAGCGCUCGGCCUCGAGGGCCGCUGCGCCGCGGCCACGGCGUGCCACAUGCUCGACGCUGGCCUGCUCGAGCUGCACCCGCGCUUUGCCCGCAUGGCGCGCUGGUCGAGGCAGGACGCGGCGGCGGCGUGUGGCGGCGUCAUGGCGGAGCUGCGCCGCCCGUUUUACGAGCCUCGGGAUCCGCCGGCGGGCAGACGACGCGUGUUUGCGAAUGAUGCCCAGAUUAUGAGCCGCAUCGGGGACUUGUUUGGCGUGGGCUGGCGCGCGCCUGUCGCCGUGGCGCUGCUGUCCUUGGCGCCCAACAGGACGGGCGCGGGCGAGUUGCUGCUGAACUUUGGCAAACUCGGUCAGCAGUGGGAUCCCAUCACCGAAAACUGUCUUGACCCGACAUGCACGGCGGCAGUGAACCUGGACAAUGAGGUGCCAGAGGUGGCCGAGUUUAUACACAACCUCAAUGAUGCGUACCGAGAAUUCUGCGACGCCAGAGUGCGCGAACACAUCGACGACGUGCUUCAAGCCCUCGAUGCGGCGCGGGGUCUCAUGCAGUUGGCGGACAGUGUGCAGCAGCCACCAAGAGACUAUACAACGACGGAGCAGAGGCUGCGCAUGUCCAGGCUCGUUCAAAAGGUAAAGGACGCGGUACAGGAAUGUCGUGCGCCGCGGCCGGCAGAGCCUUACCGGUGA